AUGUCUGCUUCUCAGUUGCUUGAUCUCUUAGGAACUCCUCAUGCUAUGUAUGCUGUUGUGGAUUCUAGUGCUUCUAACUCUGUUUACUCGUGUGUUGUUAGCUUAGGACCAGUCACUACUCGCUACACCACUAUUCUUCCUUGCCCUGCUGUUCCCUCUGAGUCUCUAACUGGCUUCCACGUCCCCUCGUUCUCGAGGAACUUGGUGGGCGUGAGGCCUCUUGUGAGUCAGCACGUGGGUGUGCGGAUUGAGCCCUCUGGUGAGACGGCGGUUGAUGCGUCCCCCCAGGUAGCUGCGUCUUGUCAGGUUCCCGUGUCUGGUCCUAGUUGCUGCGUCGUGCUCUUGCCGGUCGUUUGCACACCCCAUUUGUGGCACCACCGGAUGGGGCACCCGUCCCUCCCUCGUCUGCGUGCUAUGUCUCGUCAGCGUCUUGUCUUAGGCCUCCCAUGUGUCUUGCCGUCGCUGCCGCCUUCGCUUGCACCGCCGUGCGGUCCCUGCAUCGAGGGUCGGCAGCGCGCCACCCCUCACUCCUCCUCCCUUCGUCCGGCCACCGAGCCUUUUGAGACGCUCCACUUGGACGUCUGGGGCCCCGCCCCUCGCCUUGGCCCUGAGCGCGAGCGUUUCUUUUUGGUGGUCGUUGACGACUACUCCUGCUACACAACAGUGUCCCCCCUGGCAAAGAAGUCUGAGGUACGCCGUUCACCAGCUGAACCUCUGGCCACGCGUCUCUCGGCCAGAGGCUUCACCGACCAGUUUUUGGACCGGGUCCCUUGCUUCACCUUUUACCACCCUCCCUCUCACCGGUUCUUGGACUCCUGUUUCGAGGAGUCCACCCCCUACUAUGUAAACUACCCAAGUCGAGGUGUGUCCCAGGCUACCCCUCCCCCCUGGGUUGCCCCUCGGGUGUAG
Messenger RNA from Closterium sp. NIES-65, 909 nucleotides. The record is from the annotation of a GenBank genome assembly. Lineage: Eukaryota; Viridiplantae; Streptophyta; Zygnematophyceae; Desmidiales; Closteriaceae.